Chironomus riparius is the source of this 849-nucleotide messenger RNA. NCBI's taxonomy places the organism in Eukaryota, Metazoa, Arthropoda, Insecta, Diptera, Chironomidae. The record is from the annotation of a GenBank genome assembly.
AUGGCAAUAAAAAUUAUUUUAGUUCCAAUUUUGGUGAUUUUUUUAAGUUUUGGAAACAUCGAAAGUGCUGAAGUUAAUCCUGACAUUUGUAAGGGAAAUAAUUUUGGAUUUUUAGCACAUCCAGAUCCACAACGAUGCACAGAAUAUAUAAUUUGCUUUUUUGAGGAACCUUACUUCUUCACCUGUGCAUAUCCAGAUCAAAUUUUCUUUCUUCCAUACACUUAUUGUGUUAAAGGUGACCCAAUUACAUGCCAGGUUCUUGUAAAUGUAACAACAUUGAGUCCAUCAACAACCACAACAACUUCAACAACAACUUUGAGCACAACAACGUCAACUUCAACAACAACAACAACAACAACAGAAGCAACAACAGAAGCAACAACAACAACAACAACCGAGAGUUCCAUUGACACAACAACUAGAAUUACCCUUCCUAAUGACAUUUGUAAAGGACUCAACUUUAGUGUCUUGGCUCAUCCACACAAUUGUACAAAGUUUAUUGUCUGCUUGUACGAAAUUCCAAAUGUUGCUGCAUGCCAAAAUCCUUACAUGAUCUUCUACAACGGCUCAUGUGUUCCUGGUGAUCCAUUUUCAUGUGAAGUUUAUGGACCGACAACCACAACACCAAAAGAAAUUGAAUCAACAAUAACAGAACGAACAACAGGUCCACCUGAACUUUGUGUUGGAUAUGACUUUAAACUCGUUCAAGAUCCAAACUAUUGCUUCCGAUUCUUCUAUUGUAUUCUUGGAGUGGCACUGCCUGGUCAAUGUGAUCCGAAUAAGAUUUUUGAUGAGCAAUUUAGAGGAUGUGUUGAUGGGGACUGGAACACUUGUGAACGAGGGCAAUAA